AGUUCUUGCAACAACACCGUCAUUACAAAUCAACUUUGGAAGUCUUCCGACUGACGCCCGAUACAUUCAACAAAAGUCUCGAUGAAUUGGUGAUUUUUCUUGCACAGGUCUGAACAACGUUAUGUCAAGUUGCAUUGGGAUCAGCAGUGUUGUGUUUGAGUUUCGAAAGCAUAAAGACUAUUGCUGAAUGCUUGAAUAGAUAGUUGGAGAGCAUAAUUUAUAUUAUUUCAAUUGUUUACUAAGUGUGCUUGGACUAUUAAUAUUAACAAUGGAUAAAAAAAUGGAAAAAUGCCUAAAUUCUCUCAGACAAAAAAUAAUAUGCAGAGACAAUCUUAUAAAAUGCUUGUUUUCUUUAAUUGGUCUUUCAGACGAAGAAAUGGUGCAAAGUAUUUUUGUACAUGGCCAUACAGCAAGUGGCAAGUCUCUGGUUAUCGAAUCUCUGUUGACCUACCUUGAGUAUAAUGUUUGCAUCAUCAACUGCGUUGAAUGUUACAGCAGUAAACUCAUCUACGAACACAUUUUAAACGAUUUGUCUCUGCAUGAAAUGAAUUCUAAAAAUAAUUUCACAGUUUACCAGAAGUGCGAUAACAUGAUGGACUUUAUUAUUUACCUACAAAUUGCAGUACAAAGUGAUCCGCGGCCUAUAGUUAUUGUUUUUGACAAAUGUGAUAGGCUGCGCGAUAUGGACAUGAAUUUAUUGCCUGCACUUGUCAGGUUGCGAGAAUUGACUGGCUUGAAUCUUUGCACAAUCUUUGUCAGUGACAUUGUUUGGGAAAAGUAUUACCCAAAAAAUGGUCUAUUAGAUCCUAUUAAAAUUCACUUCCCGCAGUACACUCGAGAGGACAUGUUGAAAGUAUUAUUUCUAUACAAGCCUAUAGAUUUCGAGGAUGGAUUUUACGUGAAUUACUUAAAUUUGUUUUUGUCUGUGUUUUUUAGAUGUUGUAGAGAUUGUAAUGAGCUACGGUAUAUGGCGAAAAUAAAUUUUGAUAAAUAUGUUGAACCCAUUGAAUCGGGUAAAAUUGAAAAGAAUGAUGUACGCUCGCUGUGGCGGAAUAUCUCUGGCAUUUUGAAAUCAAAUUUAGAAGUUGUAUAUCUCAGAGUUUCUGCUGAUGAUUCUGAGCAACGUACUAAACUGUGUCAAGAGAUUGAAUCUACAACAAAAUUGGCUUUGAGCUUUGAACUGCCGUUCUAUGCCAAGUACAUGCUCAUAGCUGCUUAUUUGGCUUCUUAUAAUCCAGCUAAAGAUGACAAACGCUUAUUUGUCAAACGUAGUAGUAAAAAGAAGAAACGAAAUACUGUCACUAAAAAUCCUGUCAAACUUAACACACAGUUAGGACCAAAGGCAUUUACUUUGGAUAGAAUGCUCGCAAUAUUCUAUGCGAUUCUUAACGAAAAAGUAGGUUUGACUGCCAAUCUAUUGGCACAAAUACCCACUAUGUGUCAGUUAAGACUGUUGAGCAUAGUGGGUGACAAUAAUUUAGACGGUCCCAAAUACAAGUGUUGCGUCAGCUAUGAUUUCAUUGUUAUCAUUUCAAAGACAGUUGGGUUCAAUGUUAGGAAUUAUUUGCAUGAUUUCAUUUAAUGUAUGUGUUUAACAUCGACUUUCCAGUUCUCAUGUUUAUU
Molecule: messenger RNA, 1623 nt
Organism: Diprion similis
Lineage: Eukaryota; Metazoa; Arthropoda; Insecta; Hymenoptera; Diprionidae
Gene: Orc5
Product: origin recognition complex subunit 5
Exons: 2
Coding region: 269-1582 (437 amino acids)
Biological process (GO): DNA replication; DNA replication initiation
Cellular component (GO): nuclear origin of replication recognition complex; nucleus
Molecular function (GO): DNA replication origin binding
Source: RefSeq, a predicted model, not a curated record